Ambispora leptoticha is the source of this 989-nucleotide messenger RNA. Lineage: Eukaryota; Fungi; Glomeromycota; Glomeromycetes; Archaeosporales; Ambisporaceae. The record is from the annotation of a GenBank genome assembly.
CUUUGCCCCACCACCACCAUUAGGUGUACAACCACCUCCUAACUUUCCUGGUGCUUCUUUGAAUCCUUUUUAUCUUCAACAGGUUGCUUCUUUUCAGCAACAACAACAGUUUUGGCAGCAACCACAAGUUCCACAACCACAACAGCUUAACAAUAUCACCGAAAGUCUUGCGAAAGAAGCUGAACAGCCAAAGUCACAGCAACAGAAAGAGCAUGGUACACCGGACAAAGUAGAAGACCAUAAAACGGAAAAGAAGACUUCAGUGACCAAAAAUUUCGUCAAGACGGGAAGUAGUUCCCGAUCAUCGGCACAAACAACAAACGUUAGGAAUGAAAGUGCAAUAGAAGCGCCAUCAACGGCCAUGGCCGUGGAGAACUUGGCCAAAAAAGUCAGCGAAUUAAGUAUUACCACGAGAGAGGUUAAUGGAGAAAGAGUUAUGGGCAACAAUCGUUCUGUAUCAAGCAAUAACCGACUUCCUGGAAUGGGAGGCCAUCUUGUACAACAAAAUCGCAGAGGUCGUGGCAGUAGAAGAAACUAUAAUCAAAGUUAUGAUCGUAAUAGAAUUCCCGUUCCGCAAUCAGAUUUUGAUUUUGAAUCGUCAAAUGCCAAGUUCAACAAAGACGAACUUGUCAAAGAGGUUGUUAAGAAAAUUAUUCCUAACCAUGAUCUUAAAGAAGAAAAUUGCGCAGAUGGCCUCGAACUUGGCCCAGAAGAGGAGGAAGAGGAAGUUUUGAUACCACCUGCUGAGACUUAUUAUGAUAAGGCUAAAUCAUUCUUUGAUAACAUUUCUUGUGAAACAAAAGAACGGUUGGAACAGCAAGGACCUGAUGGCCGAGGAUUGUCUGUGGCUGAGCGAAGACAGAAACAAUCCGAAGAAAGACGUCUGAAUCUUGAAACUUUUGGGCAAGUCUCGAUCGACGGUGGAAGAUAUCGCGGUGGCUAUCGCAGUCGUGGUUAUAGGGGAAGCCGAGGUGGAUAUCGUGGCGGCC